CAGCGGCUCUAAUGAGAGGCGCUGUUGCAGUCAGUGGCUUUGGGAGGCAGUGAAGAGGCAUAGAACUUCUGGUUGUUGCUUCCUGGAGUAGAUCAGUAGUUAUUGUACGCGACCUUCUGAGGCUCCACUUUUAACUUGUAAGGCCCGCAGAUAGAAAAAUUCUUGCCACAUUCAAAAUGGCGGAAAGCUCAAAGCCAGGAACGUAGGGAACGCGAGCGGAAGCGGAAGUACGCUUGCUGCCUACAUGUGCUGCUUCCGAAGUGUUGAAAACCUUGUGGAAUUAAGGGCUGUCUCGUAUCCCGAGUGAGUGGUAUUACUUCAUCCCACCAUGGGCAAGAAAGGCAAAGUAGGCAAGAGCCGGCGAGACAAGUUCUAUCACUUGGCCAAAGAGACUGGUUAUCGUUCGCGCUCUGCCUUCAAACUGAUCCAGCUCAAUCGCCGUUUUCAGUUCCUGCAGAAAGCUCGUGCCUUGCUGGACCUGUGUGCUGCUCCCGGAGGAUGGCUGCAGGUGGCUUCCAAGUUUAUGCCUGUAUCCAGUCUUAUUGUGGGAGUGGACCUGGUUCCAAUCAAGCCUCUUCCCAAUGUUGUGACUCUCCAGGAAGAUAUCACAACAGAGCGCUGUAGGCAGGCCCUGAGGAAGGAGCUGAAGACUUGGAAAGUUGAUGUUGUACUCAAUGAUGGGGCUCCCAAUGUUGGGGCCAGUUGGGUCCACGAUGCUUACUCACAAGCUAACUGGACACUCAUGGCGCUGCGUUUGGCUUGUGAUUUUUUUGGCCGUGGUGGUUGUUUCAUCACGAAAGUCUUUCGUUCCCGUGAUUAUCAGCCCCUUCUAUGGAUCUUUCAGCAGCUGUUCCACCGUGUCCAGGCCACAAAGCCCCAGGCCUCUCGCCAUGAAUCUGCAGAAAUCUUUGUUGUCUGCCAAGGAUUCCUGGCUCCGGACAAGGUUGACAGCAAAUUCUUCGAUCCUAAGUUUGCCUUUAAGGAGGUUGAAGUUCAGGCUAAAACUGUUACUGAGUUGGUGACAAAGAAGAAGCCAAAGGCUGAAGGCUAUGCCGAGGGUGACCUCACUCUUUAUCACCGAACCUCAGUCACUGACUUCUUGCGAGCUGCCAAUCCUGUUGACUUCCUCUCUAAGGCCAGCGAAAUCUCAAUAGAUGAUGAAGAGUUGGCACAGCAUCCAGCUACAACUGAGGAUAUAAGAGCAUGCUGUCAGGACAUCAAAGUGCUGGGGCGCAAGGAACUUAGGUCUCUACUGAAUUGGAGAACAAGACUUCGGCGAUAUGUGGCCAAGAAGUUGAAAGAGCAAGCGAAGGCACUGGACAUCAACCUCAGCUCAGAAGAAGAAGAGGAGGAGGAGGAGUCAAUAGCUGAGACAAAACAGGUUUCCGAGGAGGAAGAGGAAGAGCAGCUUAACCGGACCCUGGCAGAGAUGAAAGCCCAAGAGGUGGCAGAACUAAAGAGAAAAAAGAAAUUGCUUCGUGAGCAGAGGAAGCAGCGGGAGCGUGUAGAACUGAAGAUGGAUCUGCCUGGGGUUUCCAUUGCAGAUGAGGGGGAGACAGGCAUGUUCUCCUUGCGUACCAUCCGGGGUCAGCAGUUUCUGGAGGAAGUAACUCAAGGAGACAUGAAGGCUGCAGACACUUUUCUGUCUGAUCUGCCAAGGGAUGACAUCUAUGUGUCGGAUGCUGAGGAUGAUGACGGUGAUACUUCUCGAAGUGACUUGGAUCCAGAAGAGCUGGCAGGAGUCAGGACACAUUCCAGUCUGAGGACCAGAAGUGGUAAGGGCUUGUGUGUUUUGCAGUUUGCUGAAGUAGAUGACAAUAAAGAGGAGGAGGGAGAGAAUCCAUUGCUGGUACCACUAGAAGAAAAGGCGGUGCUGCAGGAAGAGCAAGCUAACUUGUGGUUCUCCAAGGACGGCUUCAGUGGAAUGGAGGAGGAUGCUGAUGAGGCCCUGGAGAUCAGUCAGGCACAACUGCUACACAAGAGCCGUCAGAAGGAGCCAUCCCCACCACCUUCUAGUCUCAAGACAAGAAGAAACCUCUCCAGUGCCAAAAAGGAGGUCCCUAAGGAGACAGAGACUAUCACUGACCCUGAAGGGGAGGAAAAAGUCAACAGCUCAGAUAGUGACAGCAGUAGCAGUGAGGAUGAAGAAAGUUGGAAAGGAUCCCGUGGUAGCAAGCGAAGCCGUGGUUCUAAGGAAGAUGAUGGCUUUGAGGUAGUGCCUAUUGAGGACCCAGUGAAACAUCGAAUUCUGGACCCUGAAGGCCUUGCUCUAGGUGCUGUUAUUGCCUCUUCCAAAAAGGCAAAGAGAGACCUUAUAGAUAACUCAUUCAACCGGUAUGCAUUUAAUGAAGAUGAGGGGGAGCUUCCAGAGUGGUUUGUGCAGGAAGAAAAGCAGCACCGGAUGCGCCAGCUGCCUAUUGACAAGAAGGAAGUGGAGCAUUACCGAAAACGUUGGCGGGUCAACGCACGGCCCAUCAAGAACGUAGCUGAGGCCAAGGCUAAGAAAGAAGCGGAGGAGCUGAAGAAGCUGGAACAGACCAAGAAGAAGGCAGAAGGUGUGAACACCGUAGAUAUCUCAGAACGAGAGAAGGUGGCACAACUGCGGAGUCUUUACAAGAAGGCUGGACUUGGCAAGGAGAAACGCCAAGUCACCUACGUUGUAGCCAAAAAAGGUGUAGGCCGCAAGGUCCGGCGGCCAGCUGGAGUCAGAGGUCAAUUCAUAGUAGUGGACUCUAGGAUGAAGAAGGACCAGAGAGCACAACAGCGGAAGGAAACAGAGAAAACACAAGCGGAAGUGAAUCAGACAUCUGGAGAGACCAAAGACUAGAAGACAAUGGUAUAUAGUGAACUCUGGUGGUUUGGUACUUGCCGUUUCUCUAUGAUCAGGGGAGCUGUGCCCCAUCCCCUCCCCAAACUUUCACAAAGAACUUGAUGGAAACAGCCUUUAGGCUUUAAGGGAAAUUCAGUGUCAGUGGUCUUUGUU
Arvicola amphibius (Eurasian water vole) is the source of this 2983-nucleotide messenger RNA. RefSeq names its product FtsJ RNA 2'-O-methyltransferase 3 (gene Ftsj3). Gene Ontology annotation, biological process: maturation of 5.8S rRNA from tricistronic rRNA transcript (SSU-rRNA, 5.8S rRNA, LSU-rRNA); rRNA methylation; maturation of LSU-rRNA from tricistronic rRNA transcript (SSU-rRNA, 5.8S rRNA, LSU-rRNA). The record is from RefSeq and is a predicted model, not a curated record. Gene Ontology annotation, cellular component: nucleolus; nucleus; preribosome, large subunit precursor. Gene Ontology annotation, molecular function: rRNA (guanine) methyltransferase activity; rRNA (uridine-2'-O-ribose)-methyltransferase activity. NCBI's taxonomy places the organism in Eukaryota, Metazoa, Chordata, Mammalia, Rodentia, Cricetidae.